GUUAUUUAGUAGCUACACUUUUAUACAGUGUGCAGUGUCUCUCUCAGCUUUGAGACGCAAGCUAGGUUGUGCAGAUGUUCCAGCAGGGUUGUUCAGCUUGACCAGAAGUGGUGUCAGGAGUACCACCUUUUGUGUGGCGGUUGUUCCUCAUUUCUGAUCUCACACUGACAAGAAGGAAAUUGCAUACAGGAAUUCCAGAGGUGGAGUUCUCCGUCCGUUCUCAGGUAGAGUUGAGUGUUAAUAAAUGACUCCUUAAAAAACAUGUUGGAUCAAAUUCAAAGCCAGACCAGAAGAGGCCAGUUUCUGCCAGCGGGGAUCAACUCCGGCACUAAUGGCUUUUUUACCACUGAUCACAAGCCGCCAGAAGUGAUGCAAAAGACGGUGAAGCAGCUGCUAGUAAUGAGCCGCCAGGUCAGUCAGGGUCAACAGAAAAGGAAAUACUGCCACGAUGACAACUCAGAGCAUAAAUAUAAAUCUGUCAAAUUUGAAGCCUUUGACGUGAGUCCUCCAGCACCAGCGAACCUCAAUAUGACUCCUUAUUUCCCCGCUGCUGCACCUGAACACAACCACAUCACCCCUCCACAUAUGCAACAUUCACCUCUGCAGGGACCAAUGGCUCCGACUUCUGAGUUCAAAAUGACUUUGUUUCAAUGGCAAAUACAACAUGAGGCUCAGAAGUUGGAAGGAAUUUCUCCUGAGAUAAUGCACAUGCAAGACGCAGAUGGUGACACAUUUCUUCACAUAGCAGUGGCACAAGGUAAAAGGGCUCUGGCUUAUGUGCUUGCUGCAAAAAUGGCAGAACGUGGCUCACUGGACAUAAAAGAGCACAAUGGGCAGACGCCGCUUCAGUUAGCAGCAGCCAUCAAUCAGCACUUAAUUGUCCAAGACCUGCUGCUGCAAGGAGCACAAAUCAACACCAGAGACUUAUGGGGCCGCUCUCCUUUGCAUGUGUGUGCUGAGAAAGGACACUAUCUCAGUAUUCAGAACAUCUGGAAUACCCUGUUAGGAAGUGGGCAAUCAAUUGAUGUUGAAAUGUUCAAUUAUGAUGGUGGGUGCCUUAUAAAAUACUGCUCUGUUCUCUCUCUCUCUCUCUCUGAAGGUUUGACGCCGCUUCAUGCUGCCGUCUUGUCUCACAACACUGUGAUGAAAGACCUGAGGAUUGUGGAAAGUACUUGUUCAUAUAUGGCAACAGAGCUGAUGCAGAGGAGACAGACGUACAUCGAGUGUAUAAAGACUCUGCUGCUCAUGGGCGCCUCCUAUGGGACAAAGGAUCUAAAAAGUGGACGAACUUGUCUUCACAUAGCUUCAGAGGAGGCAAAUGUGGAGCUGUUGAGUAUUUUCCUUGAACACCCUUCAUCACUGACCUUUGUGAAUGUUAAGACGUUCAGCGGAAACACGGCCCUGCACAUCGCCAGCUCCUUGCCAAAUCAUAAAAUUAAGGUGGAAGCCGUGAAGUUGCUGAUGAGAAAAGGAGCUGACCCCGGGGCCAGAAACUUUGAAAAUGAACUGCCGGCUCAGCUGGUGCCCGAAGGACCCACUGGUGAAAAGGUGCGGCAGAUCCUGAAAGGGAAAUAUAUUAAUGCUUAAGUGAGCUCAAGAACACUGUCAGUCAGACAGUCCAAUCUAUCAUAAUACUAUUUGCCUAUACAGGGCAGAUGUUGGUUGUUUCAGUGAAACAUGUCCAAAUGUUCAUUACUUUGUAAU
Messenger RNA from Scomber scombrus (Atlantic mackerel), 1704 nucleotides. Its product is annotated as NF-kappa-B inhibitor zeta-like. The record is from RefSeq and is a predicted model, not a curated record. Gene Ontology annotation, molecular function: protein binding. Bases 262 to 1587 code for a protein of 441 amino acids. Gene Ontology annotation, biological process: regulation of gene expression. The transcript has 12 exons. Gene Ontology annotation, cellular component: nucleus. Lineage: Eukaryota; Metazoa; Chordata; Actinopteri; Scombriformes; Scombridae.